AUGGACAGUCUUCAGCUUGUUCGUCAGGCAAAUGCCGCCGUCCGACAGCGACGUCGUAAGCUGGUGGCUGUGUUUGUGGGAGGAACCAGUGGCAUUGGGGAAGCAACGGCGAAACAACUCGCAAAGACAAUCGAGUCGCCAACACUCUACAUCGUCGGUCGUAAUGCGUCGUCUGGCUCCCGGAUACUUAAGGACCUUCAAGCACUGAAUCCCCGCGGAAACUUCGAGUUUAUCAAGUCCGACGUAUCCCUACUUCGCGAGGUGGACACAACAUGUCAAGCAAUCAAACAGAAAGAGAGCGUAGUGAACCUACUAUUUAUGACUCCAGGUCAUCUGGCAACUCGAAAGAAUGACACGGUGGAAGGACUCGACAACAACCACGUGCUCCGCUACUAUGCGCGAAUGCGAUUUAUCCAUAACCUCCUCCCUGAACUAAAAGCCGCCGAGAUUCCUGCCAGAGUAAUCAGUGUAUUGGCAGCUGGCAAGGAAGGCGAGAUCGAUGAGAGCAACUUCGACCUACAGGUGUCUUUCUCCUUCGGCACGGCGGCAACAUACGGCGCGACCAUGAACUCGUUGGCGAUGGAAUACCUGGCAACUCAACACCCGUCGGUCAGUUUUAUCCACGUCUUUCCGGGGGUUGUGCGAACACCAUUGAUGAAGGCUAGCUUUGGAUAUCUCCUUGGCUCGGUAAUUGGGCUUGUGACCAGGCUUAUGGCAAUCUCGGAGCAGGAGAGCGGCGAGCGCAAUGUAUUUAUCGCUACUUCUCCCGCUUACCCACCUGUUGCGCGUGCUGCGAAGUCGAUAGAUGGUGUUAACGUUGCAAUCUCUUCGAUGGGCAAAGUCGGUGGUGGAUCAUAUCUGCUCAACUAUGAUGGAAAGGACGUGACAAAUCAGAAGUUAAUGGAGGGCUACCGCGACAAGGGCUAUUCCACGAAGCUAUGGGAUCAUACGCUGGAUGUAUUUGAACGGGUCCUUGGAUCAAAUGCUUAA
Aspergillus alliaceus is the source of this 990-nucleotide messenger RNA. RefSeq names its product NAD(P)-binding protein. Bases 1 to 990 code for a protein of 329 amino acids. Gene Ontology annotation, biological process: secondary metabolic process. The record is from RefSeq and is a predicted model, not a curated record. The transcript is spliced from 2 exons. Lineage: Eukaryota; Fungi; Ascomycota; Eurotiomycetes; Eurotiales; Aspergillaceae.